UGUCUUGAACCGUCGCAGUUGAGUUUGGGAUGGCGUGAGUCGAGCGUGGUAAAUGAGUAGUUGCAAUGUGAUCGACAUAGUUUCUAAAGCAUGCCACAUGCUUGUCAUUGGCAUAGCUAUCCCGAUUAGUGGUGGGUUACCUUUUAUCUAUGCGUAUGAUGUACACGUUUCUCAAUUAUUCUAAGAUUAAACAAUUAGAGUAUAUUAUGGGAGUGGGCAUGUGCCCCUAAACUCAACUGUCAAGUGCCGUUAUUCUCACCUGACCAUGCUAACUCCAGACAUGGAUGGUGUGGGGGCUGGAGUUCUGCCGGUGGAUGGGGUAGAACUCUCGUUGGUGGAUGAGUCGGAAACAAUGCGCCUGCCAGAUGUGGUAGUGGAGACCAAAAUGCUGGCAGGCCCAAAAGAAUCAAACAACAAUGAGACCUACUUCUCAAUUGCUAUUCAGGUCUUCAUCCCCUUUCUCAUCGCAGGUUUUGGCAUGGUCGGGGCCGGCCUUGUUUUGGACAUUGUUCAGCACUGGGUGGUAUUUGAAGAUAUAACGGAGAUACUCAUUCUUGUUCUUGCUCUUCUUGGUCUAAAAGGAAACUUAGAAAUGACUCUUGCAUCACGUCUAUCAACACAAGCUAAUUUGGGACACAUGGAUACUCCUCGACAACAGUGGAGCAUGAUAGCUGGAAAUAUUACUUUAAUUCAGUGCCAGGCAACAGUUGUGGGAUUCCUUGCAUCAGUGGUGGCCAUUGUUAUGGGAGGAAUUAAAAGCAAAAGUGUUGAAUUAGACCAUGCAUUCCUUCUGUGUGCUAGUAGUUUAGUAACUGCUUCAUUGGCCAGCUUUGUUCUUGGUUUAAUUACGUCUGCAGUUAUUGUUUUUUCACGUCACUGCCACAUCAAUCCUGAUAAUGUGGCUAUCCCCAUUGCUGCAAGCCUUGGUGACGUGACUUCCCUUGCAUUGCUUGCUUGGAUUUCUACAGUAUUUUAUAAUGCAAUUGGAAAACAAGAUUGGCUAGCUCCGUUAAUUAUUGCUUGUUAUCUUCUUGUCACUCCACUCUGGGUAUGGAUUGCCAAGAAAAACAAGCAUACAAAAAGUGUGCUCUACUCUGGUUGGACCCCUGUUCUUGCUGCUAUGCUUAUUAGCAGUGUUGGAGGUAUGAUCUUGGAUGUAAUGGUUUCACGUCACGAGGGGCUUGCAGUGUUCCAACCAGUUAUAAAUGGUGUGGGGGGCAACUUGGUGGCUGUUCAGGCCAGUCGAAUCUCCACUGCCCUUCACAGAGACGCAGAACUUGGCACCUUAAUGGAUGAAGAAACUGUUAUCUUCAUCAGUCCAGGUGUUGGGUUCUGUGGAAAAAGUAGUCAUGCACGAACCGCUCGAGUGCUAAUGCUAAUGGUAGUUCCAGGACACCUCAUCUUCAUUUACACCAUAAAUUACAUAAAAUCUGAUAAUACAUCUUUAACACCCUUAUUUGUUUUUGUUUAUCUGUGUGCUGCCUUACUUCAGGUGGCAUUUCUUCUGUAUGUUGCCUACAUUAUGAUUCAUUGGAUGUGGAAACAUAAAAUUGAUCCUGAUAAUUCUGCAAUUCCUUACCUUACGGCAUUGGGAGAUUUAUUAGGAAUAAGCCUUCUUGCUGUUGCUUUCCAGUUACUGUACCUCAUGGGAGAUAAGAAUGCUGAGAUAGGGGAUUAAUAAAAAUCUAAGGGUAACAUUCAUGCUUCACAUUGUUCAUUGAUCCUGCCACUGGCUAGUCCAAAGUUUCUCUAGUGACAGGAUAAUGUUUAAAUGUUUCACAAUGGCUAUGAUGUCAUGACAGAAUUGUAAAUGUUGUUUGUGUGGGUGCUUCAUCUCAUAAUCAUUAUUUAGUUUCAUUUAGUCAUUUUGAUCCUUAAACUUAGAGUAAUUGUAAUAAUAAUUUAAUGGUAACUUAGUUUUUGAUAGAAAAUGAUUGGAUCAAUUUUUUUUUAAUCGCAGGCAAUCCACUGACUACAGAAGUUUUUAUCCUAGAUGCUUUUCUGUUGAUAAAAGAAAACUUCAGUAGAAAUUUUCUGCAAUGGAAAAGAUUAACAAUUGUCAUUUCCAGAAAUGCCUUGAAACUGCUUGAAUCUGCAAGGCAUAAUUUAAUCUUUCAUAGAAAUCCCUGAAAGAACAAAAUAAAAUAUUUGCAUUGUUCUACCAACAGUAUCUAUUGGGGGGGGGGGGGAGUUUUAAAUAAUCAUAUUUCUUAGUACAUUGACACAUCAGUAAUUAACAAAUACACUUAACUGUAGAAAAUAGUUUAUUUUAUUAUUUUCCAGCAUCUGCUGUGGUCAAGCAGACAUAAUACAUUCACAACCCCAUUUAACUUCUCUUUCAACUGUCCUCUAAAAUUUCUAAUGCUAGAUCUUCAAAAUGUAAAUACAUGUGACUCGUAUGAGUUUUCACUUAGGCAUUUAAGUUGAAUGUGAUCUGAAUUCAAUGUAAUUGUCUCGCUAGUGUUUCUUUACCACACUCUUUUAAUCCAGUAAGUUGUUGCAGCUAGAAAGGCAAAGUGGUAGGCUGGUAAAUAAACAAGAUAGUUUACAGUAGUUUACCAAUGAAUUUCAAAGUGUAUUGGUUAGCUCUCCCUUCAGCAGCUGAAUUGUGAGUUGCAACCUUUGUCAAUGCAAAUUCAUUCCACAUUCCCCAUCUAUAGUACUGCAAGUAAAGAGUGUAUAACCAGAUAGAAAAUAUUUUGUCUUCUUUCCCAAUAUGCAUAUAUUAUUUAUAUUUUUAUUUCAUAACCAAAAACUAACACUGUGGAAUGAGAAAUACAACAAAAAUUUUCUCACCUUAAAGCAAUAACUUCUUGUUUCUCAAGAACGAAAAAUCCUUAAAUUUAAUGAGAAACAUUAAAAUAUUGCCCUAGCAUAGAUAUUAUGCACAAUUUCCCAAUAAAAUUAAGUCUUCACACCUUGACAAGACCUCUAUAUCUUUGUAAGGAGAUUCCAUUUUAAAAAUCAAAUGAGUGGAAUAAAGAAAGAGUUCUUACUCUCAUUCUGUCUUCAAGAUUGAUGUUUGGGAGAACAGUUGAAAAUAGAGUAAACUACCUUGAAGGUUUGGAAGUCUACCAAGAUUGCAACUCUGGUUGCAGCUGUUUGUGCAGGCCUUGUUUUGAUGUUUUGGUUCUUCUUGUGCACUUUAACAUAAUUUAUGGAUAUACUGAAAGAAUGAAGUUACAGAUUGCUCAAUAUUGUAUCAGUGUUGACUUUCAUAGGAAAUAAAUACUUUUGCUCAUUUGAAACUAAGAAAAGCCAUGAAACAAAACAUCCAUUCAGCUGCUCAGACAUAAGUUCCGAUCAUCUGAAGUUGGCAUGUUUGUGCAUGCUAGAUUGGAAGUAUACUUCUGAGUUGUGUGUUUUGUGAAUUGUGUGUAAAUGGAGUGGAUGUAAGUGUUACUGUUAUGCAUCAAUUCUGACUAUUUUUCUGAUGAAAAGAAAAUUGCAUUUUAUGAUAUUUCAUAAUGAUAUUAUAAAAGGUUGAAAAGAUGUGUCAAAUUUAUGACACAUUUGUAUGAAAAAAGGUAUGGAUUGAUAAUGCUUUGUUAUCAUCUGGAUAAUUGCUUAUGCUCUUAUACUGAAAUGUAUGUUGUCAAAUGAAAGUGUAAAAUCUUUUGAGAUCAGCAGAUGUAUUUUUAUUCCAACAUUUUAUUUAUAAAAAAUGAUCAACUGAUUUUAAACAUAGAUUGAAAUUGAAUGUUUGGUUUGUGUUCAUGUGGAAUAAUUAACGUAUUUGAUUAUGCAGUACACAUUAGUGUGAUCAUUGAAGGUAAAGGCUGUGCCUAAUGUUCUUGAAGUAACUUCAGAGUUUAUUUGAAAUGCUUGGCACCAUGAAGUUCCUUAUCUAUUUAAUAGGUAAUUAUGUAGCCUUCAGAAGGUAAGAGAUUACUUCUAGUUAACUUUUUUCAAUUGUAAGUGAAUGUUUUCAAAUCUAUCCUAAUUCAUUAGCAAAGUAUACUUCCAAAAAGAAAUUACCAAAAGAAGAAUACGAGAAAGACUAUGAAAAUUGGAAAAUUAUAAACUAUUUAAUUAGAACUAGUUAAUGGAUUAUGCAAUAGCAUUAUAGUUUGUUAAUUGAGUAUACUACAAUCAUUGGUAUAAUUUUGAUAUAUAUUUAAAUAUGAAUGCUUUAUGAUAAGAUUUCUAUUGUUAAAAUUUUCAGUAUUUGAGAAAGAUGCCCAUUAGUGUAGAGGGAGAUUCUGUCCUUUUUUUUUUUUUUGUUGUUGUUGUUUUUUCUCAAGAUGAGAAUUUACAAGUUCAAGGUAUCUUCCAUACUUAUAAUUCUGAAGAAGGUGAGAGCUUUGUAGUGUUUAAUUUUGUUGAACUACUUGGUCCCAAGCUUUCUAUUAUAUUGUUUUCCUUUAUCUUGUUGGGUGUUUUAUUUUAAUUUUUUUUAUUGUACAUAUGAAAUUAAUUGAUAUUACUAAUGUGUGUUUAAAAACUUCAAAAGUAUUGGAUUUGAAAGUGAGAAAAAGAAAAUACUCAGAGUAUUUCUUUAUGCUGCUGUUAAUCUGGAUAUUAAUAGCAUCUUGUACAUCAUGUUGUUUCAUGCAAAUAAAAAUAAUAUUGAGAGCAUAUUCUUUAAUUUCUACUCCCCAACAUUUUUUUGAAUACAGUAGUUUAACUACAGAUUUAUUGCAAUGGUAAUAAUUCCUUGGUAGGUUAUUUAUUUAAAACUUAGUAUUUACAGCAGUCAUUUUCAUAUUUUAGAUUUUAUGGAAUAUUGUGUUUCUCUUGUCUGUAGCUACAGAGCACAGAUCAUCAAAUUUUUUGUUACAUUCAUUUUGUUUAAUUUUGCUUUCAUCAGAGAAAAUAUUGUGAAAGUAAUUCUUUUCCAUAUAAUUUUAUAAACUGUAACAACUGAAAUAAUUUUGGUUUUAUCUUCUCCCUUAAUUUUCUUAUUUUGAAUUCAGAUUGUUUGGUAUGCCUUUCAAAAGAAAUUGUUCUACAAUUUAAAUAUUGAUAUUGAUCACCUUUUGUGUUAGAAGAAUUGGUUGCAAAAUUAAUCUUUCGUUAAGUUUUUAAAUAUGGUUUGCUUACUUGAAAUCAGGAGUUUUAAAACCAAAAUAUUUUGAAGAUUAUAAUUGGGGAUAUUUUCUUUGUGGAAGUGUAAGUAAAAUAUUUCCCAUUUUGAUGCAUAUUUUUGUAUUGAAUUUAUGGUUUAGUGAAACUCAUAUGUACUAUUUUAUGUACAUAAAAGAGGUGUACACGACUGUCUUCGAGGAAUUAGAUAUAUACAAUUGUAAUGUCUCUUAAUUAAGAAGUAAUACACUUGGAAAUGUUAAUAUUUUCUCUGUGAUGUGUGAAAUGGAAAUGUACUUUAUUGCACUUAAAGUAAUUGUAUCUAGGAAAAAGGACGUACAUUUAUAUCUUCUUUAUUUAAGAACUUUCUCAUGAACAAUCAAAACUAUCAAAUCUUAAAAGAAAAAUUUGUACUAUGUGAUUGAUAUAAUCCUAACAAUGUAGGUGGUUCAAGGUUUUGCUUCUAUUACUGAUUAGCAAUGUACAAGAAAAUCAUUGAGAUUAUUAUUAAAAAAUAUUCUAAUAUAAAUUAUAAUGAUUUUUUUUGUUGUUGAGCAAUAACAUGAAGAUUACUAUUGAAUGUUUUUCAACUAUUAUUACUACUUCAUAAUUUUGACAUUUUUUUGUUAGCUGAAAAUCAAAAUUUGCUCUUGUCGGUAGAAAGAACAAUGAAUGUGAAUAAUUGUUUUCACCAAAAUGGAAAUUUAUUUUCCUUUCAUGUGCCUCAAUGUUAAUAGAAGAUUCUGUUCAAAAAGUCUCGCUCAUAACUUUUAAUAAUGGAAAUGUGAGUGUUGAAAAGCAUUGUCAAACUCCCAAAAUCACAAUGUGUAAAUAUGAAUGUAUUUCCAACAUGUGAACUUUCUGAUAUUGAACAUCCAUUCACAAGGCUAUAAAUGUUUGUUUCAAUAUGACAACUUGUGGAGCAACCUCUAGCAAUCCCACAUUAGAGCUCUUAACUGUGCUGGUAUCAAAGAUCAGCGCUCAACAAGUAUAUCAAUUUGCACUGAAUUUUAAUGUUAACUUGGCCCAAAAGUUCCAAUCAUUCUGGAAUAAAUUCUUGCUGAUCAUAUUGCAAACAUUCUACUUAAGAGACCCUUCUUGAGGAAGAUAUAAAUGAUUUGCUCAAUUUUGGAGAGAGAAUAAAUUUGAGAUAAUAUAAAUGUGCCAUUUAAUCUUGGUGUUGCUGCUAAAACUAUUGUAACUAUAUUAACUUUUUUAAGCAUAAACUAUACUUUUUUAGUUGUAUUGAAUCCAUUUUUAUUCAAUAGUGUGUACUAUAUUCAAAAGUUUCUUAAUUUUUCAACAAUUUCAUUUAGAAAUAGAAUUUCCUAAAUUAUUAGAAUUCUGAAUAUGGCAGGGAACAGAUAGGGCAAACAUCCAGAAAAUAUUAAUCACGAAAAUAGGGGAGACUGAAAUUUCUGCAUUGCCUUACUUCAGGAUGACUCUGGGUAAUUGCCAAAGAAACAUUUUCACCAAGUAGUGUAUUUUCUAUAACUGGAAGCUUCCAAGAAAUGUCUCACAUUUUAUUCAUUUUGUCUGUUCUGAGGUACUACAAUGAAUAUUUUGUUUCUACUUAAAAUAUCAUUUGAUACUCACCGAUAUAAAACUAAUUUCUGUAAUUUGAACUCUGUAUGUCCAAGAGACUGCUUUGUGCUUGUCACCUCCAACAAAAAUAUUUUAAAAUUACGUUUACCAACUAUUUGCUCAUAUUCAAAUUCUUUUUGAUAAGGAUCAUAACUAGAAGUAUUGAGUUCAAGAAAAUGUCUUAGUAUGGCUGAAAAUGCAGUGCUGAAGUGAUAAUUGGUUGAAAUAAGUAUUCAAUAAUUUAGUUUAGAAAAUAAGUUAUUUUUCUUUUACCCAAUUAUUUUAUAGUCUUUUUUUAUUAUCCAGGGAACUUUAUCUUAAAUAACGUUAUAUUCGUUACAAUUAAAUUGAAAGUUAAAGAAUGAAGAUAAUUCUGUAAUAAGUGUAAAUUCACAAGAAUUUUAUUUUAUUUACAGUGUUCUGAAUCAAAAAUUAUGCAAGUAAAAAAAUUCUUCAAAUACUAGGCUAGAUUUAAUAUAAUUUUGGUUAUAUUGAAAAGGAUGAAAAGGGGAGAACAUGUCAUUAAAAUUAAGUUGAAAUCUUAUUGAGAACAUUCAACUUUCAAAUCAAGAUUUAGACUUAGAAAAAAAGAACAAUACAAGGAUAUUACUGCAAAUUUGAAGAUGUAUUUUCAUUUCUUGGUAAAAUUUGCAGGAAAUCAUAGGAAAGUUUGUUUUGUAUAAAAUUUAAGUUUGUAUGUGUAUAUCAAUUUUGCAUCCUAGAUUCUUAAAGGAAAAAUUACCAAGGUUAUGUAUUUAAUACUCUAUUCUGAAAGAUGUAAAGCUAUAGAGUUGUGCCAUAUCUUGAUUCGACGAAUAUAAAGCUCCUUUCAUGUACAUCAUAGGAAUAUACUUUCUAAAGCCUAGAGGUUACCGAUCCAUAAUCUACUGAGGGCUCAGUUGUCUUCAUUAGUGAUAAAAAAAAUGAUAAAUUCUAAAAUGCUAAAUUUUUGCAAUGUUUUAUAAUGCACUAGUUUAAGUUGUAAAACAUGAAUAGAUAUUCAAUUUGGGGUAUCUUUCUUUUUAUGGUUCAUUGUUACAAUAUUUGUGUCCUUAUGAGGGUGCCUGGGUACUAAAGGCUAAAGCAACAGGUUUUUGUGAUGGCAAUAUUCUAGUUUAGUUAACCUACAAGCUGUACUAACAGGUUAAUGCUAGAAAGGCUUACAAGUUGUAAGAGUCACGUUUUAGGAAUUAUCCUUAAAGGAAAUCUAAUAUUUUUAAUUUUAUAAUUAAAGGAUAUAAAAUAUUUCUAAAUUAACAUUUCCUUCAUACAAAAUUAUUUUUUGAGGGGGUAGAUCAUAUCCACUGAAACACCUCCUCAAUCAAUCUCUUAAGUGUACUUUACUCAGGUGUCAAUAAAUAUCUUCAGCCAGAUCAUGAGUUGAUGCUUUAACCCUAGGGCCAGAUUCAUUUUAAAUUAUGCUUUCAUAACUUUAAAGUAUUGAUAAAUUAUAAGAGUUUAUAUAUUUGUCAUAUCAGCAGGCUGAUUAAGCAAGAUAUAUUACCUGUUAAAUAACCACCUAAAAUGUCUAAUGCUUCCAGAAUUUAAUAGUUAAUUAUGAAAAGUGAUAUUAAAGUACAGAUCAUUAGACUUUUAUUAAUAACUGAUUUUUCUGUAGACUUGAAUGUGCCUUUGUUAAUUAAAGGCUCCUAGAUUAAUAUUUCAAAUUUUAUGCUAGUGUAAUAUCAAGUAUCAUGUUUUGUCAAUAUAAUUGUAGUUUGAUUUUAGACAUAAAUUUACUUGUUUCAUUUCUAUUAUUGUGCUCAUAUAGCACCUAGAAUAUAAUAUAUUCAUGUUCUGAUAGUGCCUAAAUUAUAAUUACAUAGUAGAUAUUAAUAAUUCAUCAUCUGAAAAAUUCAAAAUUACCUUUAACUGUUAGAAUUUCUGAGAUGAAAUACAUGCUUUGAUCCUUUAAACAUUCUAAUGUUCAAAAACUUUAAAGAAUUACCUUUAAUUGUAAAUUAAUUCCUUAUUAAAUGUUACAAAAAUAACAUGUUUACAGCCACAUGAUUGAUAUAUUUGUUUGUUGAUGCAAAUUCCUUUAUAAUUCACAUUGAUUAAAAUUUUUAUUCUAAUAAUCAUUGAUUUGUUUGUAUUUAAUACUUGGUAAAUGUUUUUUAAUUGAAUCCAUUUUCUUCUUCAUUUGUGUUUAAUUGCAGGUUGGUGUACAACCUAAUUCUUGGUAUAGUUUGAGUAAUUGUUUUGCAUGCAUGUUAAAACAGCUUCAUUGUUUUGAUGGGUCCAGGUUUCCUCCAUGUAUCAUCAUUAAGUGAGCCCUCUAAUUAGAGAAAUUUUAUGAUAACAAAUGAAACAAUGACACAAUUUUCUUCUAAACCAUUUGUAAAUAAUUUCUAUUGCUGUAAAACUUGUGAAAGUAUAUUUCCUUCUUCUCUAUACUGUACUAUUUACUAAAUACAAACAGUUAAGAAGAGAUAUGAAACAAAAUGAGUUUAGAUUGCAUGUCUCCAAAUGAAAAUACAUUUUUUCAAACAUGUUCAUAUUUUUGAAUGAAUGGACAAUGUAUUUUGUAGUGAUAUCACAUUAAUUAAGUUGUUUAAAUUGUAAUGUGAUUUUUCAAAACUAAAUGUGUUAGGUGAACAAACAAAAUUAGGUAUUUUUAAAGGAAAUAUAUUAAUAUAUUUUCAUGAUUUAUAGUAAUAAAUAGAGUCUAAUGCUCUUAAACAGAAUUUGAAAACAAGUUUAAUAGGCAAUUGUGUUCAUGAACAAACGAGACAACCACUGUUAAAAACACUGUUUUGAAUUCAAAUGCUCUAUAUUUCAACCACUAAACUGUAAUAUUAUAUCUAAAAUAAAAGGCAUUGUUUUAGCAUUUUCUGUCUAUUAAUAUUGUAAUUAUUGGUUGGAAACUACACUAUUGCACAUUUUUAUAUAGAGAUAUAUUUGUACUAAUGAAGUUGUUCUAGUAAAGUCUCUGGAUACAAGUCACAAUUAAUACCACUUCAAAAACAUACAAGAUCACUUUAUUUUGUUAUAAAAUAUCAUUUUAUUUUGUUUCUGUCGCUCAAAUACCUUGGCUUUUAUUACAAUUUCUUCAAUUCAGUAUACAUUUAUUAAUUUGUUUAAUAUAGGAAUUGAUUGUAAUUAUUAAUUGAACUAUAAUUAUUGUUAUUUAUAAAGAAUGACGUAAGGAUAUCGCAGAAACUGACUAUCGCUGAAAUUUCUUGAAUUUGACAUUCUUCCAGCCCCAUCAAAAAUGUUUUGGCUAUUAUGACAAAAUAAUUCAGGUUAUGAAGUCUUGAUUGAUUUCAUGGUAAAAUCUAAUUACAAAUUAUUUUUCUGUAAAUGAAACACCCAAUAAAUUUUUUGUAAGAAUAAAA
Molecule: messenger RNA, 9947 nt
Organism: Gryllus bimaculatus (two-spotted cricket)
Lineage: Eukaryota; Metazoa; Arthropoda; Insecta; Orthoptera; Gryllidae
Source: the annotation of a GenBank genome assembly